AAAACUUCUGUACAAAUUAUACAAGAUAUUCAUUGAUGUUUGUGAGAAUCUGUACUGAUGUCAUGUCACAAACAAUAAUUUUCUAACAGUUUUUUUGUUUUGUUUGCUUGCAUGAUCAGUAGGACAUCAACCUAUAUAAGAAAAAGACAAAAAAAGGUUAAACGUGGCAUAUCAUGUAGCACUGUUGGGAGUUGUAGAUAUACCAGCGGCUACAAACAAUUAUCUUCAAAGCUUGUGACAAGUCGAUGUGUUUUAAAAAUGUCCAGAUCAAAAUGAGAUGCCCUUUUUCCGAAUCAGUUGUGCGUGAUUCCUUGAGCCUACUCAAUGCAUGUCUCGAGGAGAGAGCUGAUGCACAAAACGAUGCAAUAAACAAUGAUGAACAGUGUUUGUAUACAUGCAAUAAUAUUUUUUUACUACCUAUGAUACUCUUCAAAUAUGGACAAUGGUGUUAAGAAAAAGGCACUAUUACCCGCUCCCAUACAUUUGGAUUAAUGUUCCGUGUCCAUUUUAGGUUCUGAAAAAUGAAAUGCGGUAAAAAGUAAAGCUCAGUUGCAGCAACAUGUUUAGACUGCAAUGAAGAGGGGUCAUUGUUGAUCAGCCUGCAAGGUCAAUAAACAAUGUUAGUUGAUAAUGUUGCUUAUGGAUGAGAAUCAUAAAAUAUAUAUUUUUCCACAAUUGAUAAUGAACAUCUAGAAUGCUUAGACCCCGGUGCAACGCAUGGACAAUUAUCUAUAUUGUUUACAUAUAUAUUACUCUCUUGUACUAGAUCAGCAACAACUAAUAUGGAAUGGAGGGAGUACAAGUCAACUUUUUGAGAAAUGUCAAAUACAUCGUAGAUGCGUGCACACACACACACACACACACACACACACCGUCAUCCACAUCUACACAUUGCUCAUGAAUGCUGGAGUUGAAGGGCUUCAAGAAUAAUGAUCAAUGAAGAUGCAUCGCUAUCUACAAGAUGAAAAAAAUAUCAGAGACAAAUAUAACGUUAGGUUUGAUCCUGAAUUCCUGAUAGGUUAAGUGAAUAACGACCUCUACUAUUAUAUACUCCCUCCGUUCCUUUAUCUAAGGUGCAUUUUUUUUUUUACAAACUUUUCACAAUGUAAGGUGUAUUUGCUAUAGUCAACCAACCGAAGGUGGUUUCCAUAUUGGAAGUGAAAUUUAAAAGUGAUUGCGGGUAUCCUGUUACAUCAUCUAUCUACCUAUGGCAGUAGUAUUAAUAUGUUUUUGUCCGUAAUGAUCAGAAUCACUCUUUUAUGAGAUGCCUACGACUUUGCCAGGUCCAGGUUCAUAGAAAAGAGAAAGAACGUUUAUGUGGCUGUGCCAUCCCUCUCAACGAAAUCAAAUUGUAACAUACACAGACCUGUUCCAGCAAUAGCUUAUACAUAUUCCGUUAGAGCACAUUGUGGCGUAUACGCUGGUGUGGUAUGACAUGACACUAGCUAUGAAUAUGAUAAGUCAGAGUGCUUAAGAAAUCCCAACCCAACCUCAGAGAUAUGAACAAACUAACAACUGCUAGUUACAGAUUAGCACAUAUAGACGUACCUGGUCCCAGAGUGACUAGCAAUAAUCCAGAGACCUCGGUAGCAAAACAGAAGUAGUGCACCAUGCCAAUACCCUCCCAGCUGCUGCCAUUUCUCCUUGCAGCAGCAGCAGCGGCACUCUUGAUCUUGCCUGCGAUUGCGGAACAACGAGGACUAGAAGAGCAGGAGCAGCAGCAGCAGGCGGUGGUGGAACGUCCGGUCUGCCAGGAGAUGUGCGGCAACAUCAGCAUUCCCUUCCCCUUCGGCAUGGGGAAGCCCGGGUGCUUCCUUCCUGGCUUCGAGGUCACCUGCAACACCUCCUCGUCCCAUGCCCCCCGCCUGUUCCUUGCCUACAACAUCAGCGGGCCAUACCAGAAGACAGGCACCGUGAAGCACACGUACAACACCAGUGGCACUGGUUCUGGCGUGAAGUAUAACGCGGUGGAGCUCAUGGACAUAUCAGUUGGUGACAACGAGGCCCGAAUAUACAGCGCGGUCAGCUCCGACUGCAGCACAAGUGGUACGCGUUUCCUAGCCAGCCUUCAGGACACAAUCUUGGACGACGAGGGCCCAUUCCUCCUGUCAGUGACGCGCAAUGUUGUCAUCGGUGUCGGCUCCAACGUUGAGUCCAUGAUGAAGACCUCAUUUGGGGAGACGGGGAAGGAGACGAAGGCCUACAUGCCGUCCUGCCUUUCAAACCUCAUGGGGAGCCUCCAGUACGCAACGAACGGUACGUGCUCCGGGCUGGGGUGCUGCCUGGCCUCUUUGCCCCUGAAUGCACCCCCACUGACCAAGUUCGGAGUCUCGUUCAUGUCCCGGCCCAACUAUCUAUGGAAAACCAACCCGUGCUUCUACAGCAUGUUGGUGGAGAAAUCUCGGUACAACUUCUCUACACAUGACUUGAACGGCAGCAAGGUGCUCUACCCCGGAGGCGCACCCGUCGUGCUGAAUUUCACCAUCAGGAGCCUUGGUUGGUGUCCCUCAGAAGGACAGCAGCAACCUCCGGGCUACGCGUGCGUCAGUGGCAACAGCACUUGUGUCAACACCACCAGAGGCAAUGACUAUGUCUGCAAGUGCUUGAUGCAUUACCAUGGCAACCCCUACAUCACUGAUGGAUGCCAUGGUAUAUACUACUUCAAGUACAUAUGCAUAACUCAGACUUUAUAGUUGGUAUCCUAUUGAUACAUAAUUAACUUUAUUUUAUCGUUCCCAGACAUCAAUGAGUGCAAACUCCCUGAUUUGUAUCCUUGCUCGGUUGAUGGGGUCUGUGGCAACAGGUUGGAAGGCUAUGACUGUCCAUGCAAAGAAGGAAUGAAAGGCGAUGGCAAAACCGGACACUGUGUAGAAAAUUUCCCCUUAGCAGCAAAGGUGGUUGUGGGCCUUGCUGCUUGUAUUGUUGCACUUGUCCUCAUGGUUAUGGCCCAUCAACUCCUAACACUCAAGAGGUUCCAUGAACAAAAUGGUGGACCAGUACUAAAAGGUGUAAAGAAUAUAAAGAUAUACAGAAGGAAAGAAAUGAAACAAAUUACAAAUAACUACAGUCGUGUCAUUGGAGAAGGAAACUUCGGGAAGGUUUAUAUGGGGACUCUAGAAAAUAAACAACAAGUGGCUAUAAAGAGGUCCAUCAAAGUUGACAAGAAUAUGAAGGCAGAAUUCACUGGCGAAGUUAUAGUACAAUCUGAAAUGAGACACAAGAACAUUGCAAGGCUCCUAGGUUGUUGCUUAGAGCUGGAUGUUCCAAUGUUGGUAUACGAAUAUGUACCAAGAGGGAGUCUAUAUGAUGCUCUAUUUGGAUUGAGGCGUGUACAUAUCAUACCGGUAGAUAUGCGCCUACAAAUUGCUGCUGGGUCAGCUGAAGGCCUAACAUACAUGCAUUCAGCAGGGGAGUGUACAAUCCGUCAUGGUGAUGUUAAAUCUGCCAAUAUUCUUCUUGAUGAAAAUUUCUGCCCUAAAGUCUCAGACUUUGGUACCUCGAGGUUGCUCGCAGGAGGAAAGCCCGAGAGGACUGAACGUGUCGUUGGGGACAUGAGUUACAUAGAUCCAAUAUAUAUGGUCCAGGGGAUCGUCACACAGAAGAGUGAUGUCUACAGCUUUGGGGUUGUUCUUAUAGAGCUUAUCACGAGGAGGCCCGCAACAUACUCUAACAAGAGGAACUAUGUUGCAAGCUUUGUCGAAGCGUAUCUAGACAAAAGAGCAAGAAACUUGAUUGACAAUGAUAUCACAAGCGAGGUGGAUAUUAAACUCUUGGAAAUGGUCAGUGGAGUUGCCGUGGAGUGUGUAAAACUUAAUCCCGAAGAACGCCUAGAUAUGAAACAAGUAGAACACCGUCUCCUUGAAAUUAUUGGUCAAGGUGUGCAGGAUGGACAACGGAGAAACUACCAGGCAGAUCUCAGUCCUGCGCCGGAUGAUGUUGCUUUGCUUAAGUCUUGGGGAGAAUGAAGAACCUACAAAUGCUAACACUAUGCAUAUUUGAUCUUGUUAUGUAACGGUUACAUUGAUAAACUUUUAGUUUUGAUUGCCAAGACAAAUCACAUACCACUACUCCUAUAUUUGAAGUACACCAACACUAGUUAUACAUGUGUCCGGAUUUGAAAUUCGGAUGUAAUAAUGUGUACCCACAAGUUUAAGGGUUGUAGCAGUCAUCAAUGGGAAGUAUUUUACAUAAAUAUAUAUUGCGUUGCUGUGAGUCAAAGAAUACUGGCAAGACAGUAACAACUGAGGUGUCACUUUCAAGUCUCAGUCAUACCUUUACUUAAUACUAACUACUACUCUCUUCGUUCGGAAUUACUUGUCUUGGAAAUGGAUAUAUCUAGAACUAAAAUACAUCUAGAUACAUCCAUUUCUACUACAAGUAAUUCCGAACGGAGGGAGUAGUAGUGGGAAUAUUAAAGUUUAGUUUGUGGUUACAGUUGCCGGAAAGUUAGUGAGUAGUCUUUUGUUUUUUGUUUGGAGUGUGGAGUUUCGGGGUUGAAUCUGCUCUUCCUUUGCAUUGAGUUAGUGCUCUUGUGAUAAUCAAAUAUUAGUAGCAUUCUUGAUCGGAGGGAAUAGUUAACCCAUAAUCAUUAGUUAAAGAUGAGCUCACGAUUUAUUAUCAGAAGUUUUUAUGACAAAACUAAUGAUAUUGUUUUCACCACACGAACCAAAAUCUUGUUUAAAUAUACAGUACAGGUCAUAUUUUUAGAAACACCAAAUACAUCGUACAUGUACACUCGUGGACACGCACAUAUACCUCCAUACACAUCAACACAUUACAAUGUAGGGCUGUGACAUGGCCUUAGAAGCCACUCAUCCUUCUAACCGGAAAUUCCGGUUUAUAUCAAGCUCGUAGUGAAAAAGGAAAACAGAUAAUUUGCACUCAAAAUCUGAAAACCGACAAUUCGGUUCAGUUUGCGGUUUAACCGAAUCUGGAUGCGCAUCAUGCACAGGAGGCAUAUUCGAAGGCGUUUGGACCGAGACUGAACACAGAUUUUGACAGUAUAACACCACACAGAACUAACAUGACACAUAAACAUAACGAAAGGAACAUGAAAACGAGGAUAAGAGACAGGCAGUACAGUAAAGGUGCAGUAGAGCAGCAGACAUCGCCUAAGCACUAAGCAGCAGUAGCACACAGAUGCAGCAGCAGACAGCGGCAAAGACACAGCACGGCGAGCAGCCAUAGUCUACUUGAUUCAUCACAUUCAAUCAUCAGUUUCAAAAGGAUAGCAAGAACAGGGCACGGGCAGCAUCAAAUGGAAGAGGACUGGGGAGCCGGCCGGAACGUACAUUGCGCGAUUUCUGCGGUCGGGGCUCGGGGGACCUGGAGCUGGUACGCCGCCGCCGUGAAGAAUAGUCGGGAGGGAGGAGGAGCCUGGGCGUACUGGAGGGAAAACGGCGGUCAGCACCUUGGCGGACGGCGACGGCGUGUCGCGUGGUCGCGGCGAGGCGACGGCCACAGAAGGGAUCCCGCUCGGAUGGGGGACGCGCG
Molecule: messenger RNA, 5493 nt
Organism: Triticum urartu
Lineage: Eukaryota; Viridiplantae; Streptophyta; Magnoliopsida; Poales; Poaceae
Source: RefSeq, a predicted model, not a curated record